This is a messenger RNA of Xenopus tropicalis (tropical clawed frog), 3820 nucleotides long. It is a transcript of the gene sin3b, whose product is annotated as SIN3 transcription regulator family member B. Lineage: Eukaryota; Metazoa; Chordata; Amphibia; Anura; Pipidae. Gene Ontology annotation, biological process: regulation of DNA-templated transcription; negative regulation of DNA-templated transcription. The transcript is spliced from 20 exons. Gene Ontology annotation, molecular function: transcription corepressor activity. Bases 293 to 3673 code for a protein of 1126 amino acids. The record is from RefSeq and is a predicted model, not a curated record. Gene Ontology annotation, cellular component: nucleus.
AUGUCUCAGCAUCCUUUUCAGCUUUGAUUGCAGUGCAGAGGGUGGGCUGGAUCCGCACGGUGUUGAAGACUGCGUUGAAGCCGAAUGAUUUACUCGUUCGGGGUUGAAAUAGAGAAAGGGGCGCGAUGAUAAACCAGGAAAUAUUUGCAGCUGUUCCUGGUGUCCACAGGGAAUUCUGAAGCAAGUGCUGGAUCAUGCUUCCCCAACUCCAAGUGCUUAAGCCUUUUAUUAGACUUUCUUCUGAAUAAGCCAUUUCACUACUGUACCAAAUUAAAAAAAAAAAAAAAAAAAAAUGGCGAGUGGUGGAGGUGGUGGUAAUUGCAAGCCAAAUUCAAACUGGAGCAAACCUCAAGAAAAACUCCCAGUGCAUGUGGAAGAUGCUCUUUCUUAUUUGGACCAAGUAAAAAUCCGUUUUGGAAGUGAUCCAGCUACUUAUAGUGGAUUCUUGGAGAUUAUGAAAGAAUUCAAAUCUCAGAGCAUUGACACUCCUGGAGUUAUCCGCAGGGUCUCUCAGCUGUUCCACGAGCAUCCAGACCUGAUGCUUGGAUUUAAUGCCUUUCUGCCACUUGGUUACAAAAUUGAACUUCCAAAAAAUGGCAAAGUGGUUGUUCAGACAUCCCUGGCUAGCCCUGUGUCAUCAGAUGCAACCACUAGCUCUUUGUCUAGCAGUCGUGUAAUAGUGCCCCCAGUUCCUGAAAAUGUACUCAGUGAGGUGCCUGAGGAGUCUCGUCAGCAGGAAAAGGAGAAGCCUCAGCCCCCUCCAGAAUCUGACUCACUGGAGUUUCACAAUGCUAUUAGCUAUGUGAAUAAAAUAAAAACUCGGUUUUUGGACCGGCCUGAAAUCUACAGAUCUUUCCUAGAAAUCCUCCACACAUACCAGAAGGAUCAACUGAAUCCCAAAGGUCGCCCUUUCCGAGGUAUGUCAGAGGAGGAGGUGUUUACAGAGGUUGCAAGUCUGUUUCGUGGACAGGAAGAUCUGUUGUCUGAAUUUGGCCAGUUCCUUCCAGAGGCAAAGAGAUCCCUGUUCACAGGAAAUGGUGCUUGUGAUCUUAGUUCAAGGAAACUUGAGUACCAGCGGAACCUAGAACAAAGCCGUAAGAGGUCUAGACCCCUUCUAUUGCGUUCCAUGCCUUCCUCCAAGAAGAAGAUGAAGAUGCGAAAGUCCAAGGAUCAGUCUAUGGCUAGUGUAGGGAAGUAUGGCACUCUGCAGGAGUUCUCAUUCUUCAAUAAGGUCCGCCGAGUUCUUAAGAGCCAAGAAGUCUAUGAAAACUUUCUCCGUUGUAUCGCACUUUUCAACCAGGAAUUGGUUUCUGGUUCUGAGCUUCUGCAACUGGUCACACCAUUUCUAGGAAAGUUUCCUGAACUCUUUGCACAGUUCAAGUCUUUCUUGGGUGUUAAAGAGCUUUCGUUUGCUUCACCAGUAACAAACGACCGCUCCAAUGAGGGCAUUGGGCGGGAGAUCGAUUAUGCAUCCUGCAAGCGCAUUGGCUCCAGUUACCGUGCUCUACCCAAAUCUUUUCCACACCCAAAAUGCAGUGGGAGGACUGCACUCUGCAAGGAGGUAUUAAAUGACACCUGGGUGUCAUUUCCUUCGUGGUCUGAAGAUUCUACUUUUGUGAGUUCCAAAAAGACUCCAUAUGAGGAGCAGCUUCACCGCUGUGAAGAUGAGAGGUUUGAGCUGGAUGUUGUUUUGGAAACCAAUUUGGCUACCAUUCGUGUGCUUGAAAGUGUCCAAAAGAAACUCUCCCGCAUGUCUCCUGAAGAUCAGGAAAAGUUCAGGCUAGAUGACCGCUUGGGAGGCACUUCAGAGGUUAUACAACGCAGGGCAAUCUACAGAAUAUAUGGGGACAAAGCUCCAGAUAUUGUAGAGAGUCUAAAGAAAAACCCAGUUACUGCUGUACCUGUAGUAUUAAAGAGACUGAAAGCAAAAGAAGAGGAGUGGCGGGAAGCACAGCGGGGCUUUAACAAGAUAUGGCGAGAGCAGUAUGAAAGGGCAUACUUGAAGUCUUUAGACCACCAGGCUGUCAAUUUUAAGCAGAAUGACACAAAAGCCCUGCGCUCCAAAAGCUUGCUUAACGAGAUAGAAAGUGUCUAUGAUGAGCGGCAGGAGCAGCAACCAGACGGCAGGACAACGACAUCCAGUGGACCCCACUUGAUCUACACUUAUGAGGACUGGCAAAUUCUGGAAGAUGCUGCAGCUCUAAUAACGUUCUAUGUGAAUCGGCAACCAACCAUCCAGAAGGAAGACAAGGACACAAUUUGGCAGGUUCUGCACCAGUUCCUUCCUGAGCUGUUUUUCUCAUCAUCAUCAUCAUCUCCUUCCUGCCAAUCCUUAUUUGCUGCUUCUGCAGAUGAGGGUCCAACUGAGACUGUCACAGAAUCUUCUGUCACUGAACUGCCAGAACGCCGAAGGAAGACUGUGACUACUGAAGUAGCCCAAGAGCCCCCUCCCCCAGUCGAGACACCCCAUGAACCCCCUCCAAAGACCAUAGAUGAAGUUUACAGUUUGUUCUACACCAACAACAACUGGUAUUUUUUUCUGCGGCUUCACCAUACUCUGUGCUCUCGGCUUCUAAAGAUAUAUCGACAGGCACAGCAACAGCUGAUGGAAUACCGGACUGAGAAAGAAAGAGAAAAACGAUUAUUUGAUGGCAGGAGAGACCGAUCAAAUGGACCAGCCAUGGAGCUCCGGCUGAAGCAGCCUAGUGAAGUGGAGUUAGAAGAAUAUUAUCCUGCUUUCCUGGACAUGGUGAGAAAUCUUUUUAUUGGCAAUCUGGAUCCAACACAUUAUGAAGACACGUUGCGUGAAAUGUUCACCAUUCAUGCUUACAUUGUUUUCACCAUUGACAAGCUGGUUCAAAACAUUACACGACAGCUCCACCAUCUAGUAAGUGAUGAGAUUUGCCUUAAAGUGGUAGAGCUGUACCUGAGUGAAAAGAAGCGAGGAGCUGCUGGGGGUAGCCUUGCUUCACAGUGUGUCAGAGCUGCCAAGGAAGCCAGUUACCAAUGGAAGGCUGAACACUGUAUGACAGAUGAGAAUUGCUUCAAGAUGAUGUUUUUGCAGCGCCAGGGUCAGGUAACAAUGACUAUCGAGCUGUUAGACACAGAAGAUGUGCAGACUGAAGACCCCACAGAGGUUCAGCAUCUAGCCAAUUAUAUGGAGCAGUUCAUUAAUGUGGAUGGAGCCCAUAGCAGUCAGAGCGAAGGCUUUGUCUUAAAACCUGUAUUGUUACAGAGAAAUAUCAGAAGUUUCCAUAGCUGGCAAUAUAGGACUAUGAGAGUUAUGAAGGAUGAAGUGAAGUCAUCUUGGAAGAAGCUUAUGGGAGUAGAAAGCGCUAGUAACAUGGACUGCCGCUUCAGGCUCAACAGCCACAAAAUGAUGUUUAUUAUUAAUUCAGAAGACUAUAUGUACCGCUGGGGAACACUUUCCGGAGCCAGAGAGGUACAGCCACAAGUUUUCCAAAGACACCAUGAGAAGUUUUCUGAAUGGCACAACCGCUGGCUUGAGGAAAACGUCAGUCCAAGAGCUGCGCAAGUCAUACAGGAUUGGCUUACAGGAGAAGAAGAUGAGGAGAUGGUUCCUUGCAAGACGGUGUGUGAGAACUCUGAAGUUCAUGGCAUGAGUGUUACCCGAUAUCGGGUGCAGUACCCUCGCAGGGCUGCCUCUCCCUAACACACCCAAAAACACAGUCACAUUUCUACAUUUGCUGCUCAACUACAUUUCAUAGGGCUGGGGUUUCUUAUUUUAUUUUUAAUUUUUUUUGGUCUUUUUUUUUUGUUUUGGUGUGCCUGAUAUAAACUAGAAUAUGCUGAACAAUAU